This is a messenger RNA of Sander lucioperca (pikeperch), 3393 nucleotides long. Its product is annotated as SH3 domain-binding protein 4-A-like. The coding region runs from base 340 to 3231 and encodes 963 amino acids. The record is from RefSeq and is a predicted model, not a curated record. Gene Ontology annotation, molecular function: protein binding. The transcript has 5 exons. Lineage: Eukaryota; Metazoa; Chordata; Actinopteri; Perciformes; Percidae. Gene Ontology annotation, cellular component: cytoplasm.
CACCUCCAGAGCUCCGACAGACCGGAGCAGAGACACACGGGAAGCGGCGUGUCUGCGCAUCUAUCACCGUUACAAACUUCAUGGACUUGGGGGGGGACGAACGAUAAUCUUCUUUUCACCUUUUCUUUUUAACCUUUUAUCCUUUUUUUUUUCUUCUUCUUCUUUUUUUGAUCUUCAAGUCAAAUGACACGAGGGAAAAGAAAAAGAGGAAGAAGUCUCUCCAUCGGCUCUUAUUUUUCACCCUCUUGUCACUGAGCCGCCACUCAACGAGCGUUCGGGCUUCCAGCCAGCAGGAGAUGGAAAGCUGCCAAUGAGCGAAUUCUAUGUUAAGCACCAGCCAUGGCUGCCCACCGCAUCAUCAGAGUGACGAACAACAAUAACGUCCUUCCUCGCUGCAAGUCUGAGGGGACGCUCAUCGACCUUAGCGAAGGGUUCACCGGGGCCAGUCUUGACGAUGUCAAAGUGCCUUCUCCCAGUGCCUUAAGGCUGGACACUUCAGCCUCCUAUGGAGCUGCGCAGGAAGUGGUUGCCAUAAAGGAUUAUUGCCCCAGCAGCUUCACCACGCUGAAGUUUUCCAAAGGGGAUCGUCUCUAUGUGUUGGACACGUCAGGUGGAGAGUGGUGGUACGCCCACAACAACAUGGAAAUGGGCUACAUCCCAGCCGCCUACGUCCAGCCGGUCAACUUCAGGAACUCUGUCCUUAGCGACAGUGGGAUGAUUGACAGUCUCGGGGAAGCAUACGAUGAUGGGUCGAAGGAGUUUGGAGGUUUGGGCGAGUGGACAGGGAUAACCCUUAAGCCCUCCCCAAUUUACAACAACAGUCCCCUCUCUGUGAACCCCUUUAUCCAUCCGUUAGAUCAAAACUGCAAAGAUAUAGGUGUAAGGAACUCAACAGAUCUCAUUCUGUUUGAUGCGCUGGCAUCUCCAUCAUCUUGCUUAAACUUUAACACUAGUACAGUCAUGACCAAUGGGUUCAGCAGCUGCCACAUUAACAAUACCACCCCCACCAGCCCAAAUCAAGAGGUCGGACAUAACCUCCACAGGGAUAACCCGUUUUUUAGGAGUAAACGCUCCCACAGUCUCUCAGAACUGUCAGUGUUGCAGGCGCAGUCGAAUCCAACCUUACCUUCCUCCGUAUUCUUCACAGGCCUUAAGGCUCCUUCACCGGAGCAGUUUCAGAGCAGGGAGGACUUCAGGACUGCUUGGUUGAACCACAGAAAGCUAGCCAGGUCUUGCCAUGACCUUGACUCCCUGGGUCAGAGUCCUGGGUGGGGCCAGACGCAGCCAGUGGAGACCAACAUUGUGUGCAGGUUGGACAGUAACGGAGGAGUUGUUCAGCUCCCGGACACCCAAAUCACCAUACACAUCCCUGAAGGCCACGUCAGCCGUGGAGACAGCCAACAGAUCUCCAUGAAAGCUUUACUAGACCCUCCUCUGGAGCUCAACGGUGACCACUGCUCCACUGUUAGCCCCGUGGUGGAGAUCAAGCUGAGCAACAUGGAGACCAGGUCCUUUAUCACGUUGGAGAUGAAGGUAUUGGUUACUGUCAAGAAGGAAAGUUGUCACACGGCAGAGGUGCUUUGCGUUCGAAGUGACUGCAAAGAAGGGCCUUACACGCCCAUCCCUAAUGCUUACAUUUACAAGGAUACAGUCCAGGUGCAGCUGGAUAGUUUAGAGCCUUGUAUGUAUGUGGCUGUUGUGGUUAAGGCACAGUACAUCAGCCACAAUACCACUGUUUGGGACCACGUGCAGAGGAAAGUAACUCUGGGCGUCUACGGUCCCAAGCACAUUCACCCUUCCUUCAAAACAGUUGUGGCAAUGUUUGGGCAUGACUGUGCCCCUAAUACAUUGUUGGUAAAUGAGGCGGGCCGGCAGGCUAGCUCCACCCCGCCAGUGGCCCUCCAGCUGUGGGGGAAGCACCAGUUUGUGCUGGGGUACCCUCAGGACCUCCAGGUGGGAUUGUACUCCAACAUGUCCAACUAUCAGGUGAAGGCGAGCGAGGGUGCCGGGGUGAUUCAGGGAUUUCAGGUCAAACUGGGGAAAGUCAGCAGGCUCCUGUACAUGAUCACAUCGCAUGACCCCAACAGCAUCUCAGAUUUUACUCUCAAGGUCCAAGUCAAGGACGCCCUUGACUGUAUCCUCACCCAGUUUUGCGUCCAGACGCCAUCACCGCCACCAAAGACCAGAGCGAGGAUAAUGGGCCAGAGGAGGUUUCUGAAAAAGAAAGAGGUGGAUAAGAUUGUCCUCUCACCACUGGCUGUCACUUCCAAAUACCCAAAGUUUCAGGACCGAUGCAUUACCAUCCUUAAAUUCGGCAAGUUGAUCAAAACAGUGAAUAGGCAGCACAAGAGUACUUAUCUGUUGGAGUACAAAAAGGGUGAUGUUAUUGCUUUGCUCAGCGAGGACAAAAUCAAACUGCGAGGGCAGCUGCGGACCAAAGAGUGGUUCAUUGGAUACUACCAGGGGAAGAUAGGCCUUGUCCAUGCCAAGAACGUUUUAGUUCUGGGUAAGGUCAAGCCUAUUUAUUGGUGUGGGCCGGACCUAACAACCACAAUGCUGCUGGAGCAGAUCCUGAAGCCUUGCAAAUUUCUUACGUACAUCUACGCAACAGUGAGGACGGUUUUAAUGGAGAACGUGGGCAACUGGAGGGCAUUUGCAGAUGCCCUUGGGUAUGGGAAUUUGCCACUUAAUUAUUUUCUCCGAACCGAGCUGGACAAUGAGCCGGAGAAGGUGGCGUCGGUUCUGGAGAAACUCAAAGAGGAGUGUACGAACUUGGAGAACAAGGAGAGGAAGUCCUUCCAGAGGGAACUCAUGAUGGCGUUGCUGAAGAUGGACUGCCAGGGUCUGGUUGCCAGACUGGUCCUGGAUUUCGUCUUGCUGACCACGGCGGUGGAGGUGGCGUUCCGCUGGAGGGAACUGGCCGAGAAACUUGCUCGAGUGUCCAGACAGCAGAUGGAGGCCUACGAGGCUCCGCACCGCGACAAGAACGGCCUGUUGGACAAUGAGUCCAUGUGGAAGCCAGCCUACGACUUCCUCCUAACGUGGGCCGCCCACAUCGGGGACAGCUACCGAGACGUGAUCCAGGAGCUCCACCUCGGCCUAGACAAGAUGAGGAACCCCAUCACCAAGAGGUGGAAGCACCUGACGGGCACGCUAAUCCUCGUCAACUGCCUCGAUACGCUCCAAAGUGCCGCCUUCUGUCCCACGGGAUACGGAGAUUUCGCCGUGUGAACACUUUCACGCACCUGGAGAACACUUUCUGUUAAAAAGUCUAUGAGGGCUGUUCCGAUACCAGUAUCGGAAAAGUCUCCGAUAUGGCCUAAAAUGCUGGCAUGGGUAUCGGAGAGUACUGGAGUUUAUGCACCGAUCCAGUACCACGUAGUUUAGCCCUGA